UUCUUAUUCAUUUUUUAUGCUUAUCUCGAUAUCGUAACGAAUUACAAACGCCUACGCGGUCUGUAGACAACACAGACGCCUCAGCUGUAGUUGGUCGUUCUUUUCCUGUUGACUGUUACGGAUUUGCCGUUAUUUUAUUCAGACGUCGCUGGACGGAAAUUGCUUAACUUGCCCAUUUUUCUAAAAACCACAUUAUUCAACACUGGCGUUGAAGGUAAGUGCAAAACGUUUACUUAAUGCUUACACACCAUCGUGUAUAAUAUAUAGGUACAGGGUUCGCGCGGUUCAUUUUUUUCUUCGAUCAAACUAGGGCAGUGUCGUUUUGUGUGCUACUUAAGAAUUGCGGACGUUUCGCCAACACUGUUUCGUAUCCGUGCAAAAAUACGGAUUAGCGAAGUUUUGUCUCCGGAAAUUACUGACUAUAGAAGGCUUCACCCGGUAUUUGCGAUAAACUGCAAAUUUUAGAUGUAACGAGGUCAUUGGGCAUCACAAAUUAAAAUAUCUGAAGUCGUGUUAGGCACCAAACUUUUUAUGCCGUACUAUAUAUAAUAUACACCAUGCAUUUCUUACAUAUCGAAUACAACUAAAUAUAAAUUAUAAAUAGUAAAAAAAAUAUUUCCUAAAAAAUAUUAGGUAUACUCUUAUAAGUUAUUUCUAAAUCAAAUUUGCCUUUAUAUAAAAUAGCAGAUAAAUAACAAUAAUAAUAAUAAUCUAUCUUGUGAAUUAUCACACAAAAUGUGAUAAAUUUUGUUUGCCGGUAAAUCUCACAGGUAAUGCAUAAUGCAUAACCUGAUAUUUCAUUCAACUCUUUCGAAUAGGAGUAAAAAUUUAAUUUAAUUUGUAUAGACAUUAAAAGCCGGACGUCAAAAACAUGAGUCAUAAUAUAUACCUAUAUUAAAUAUAUUAUACAUUUUAAAAAAAUAACUAAUAAUAAUAAAAAAAAAUACUCUGUUAAAUAGUUCACUGAUAAUUAAAUGUAAGGUUUAACAAUACAUAUAAAAAGGCUGAAAGGAGAGUUUAUAUAUAGGCAAUUAAACGUGGGAAAUGCAAUCUAAUUGAGGAUAUUUAUUUAAAAUUUAAUUUAUUGUGUUUAAUUAUUUAAAUUUGACCAACGGUUAAAAAUAAUACCGGAGACAAAAUUUUUGCUAAUGACAGAGAUGAAAUGGUUUAGGCUAACGUCUGUUUACCCUACAUACAUGAUCCUACUCUGCACGCCAUAAUUAAAUUAAUUACAUUAAUCAUAGAACGGAUAUUUAAUUUUGAAUUGUUUAAACUUGCACUCAGGAAUUAUUUUCUUAUGUAUUUUUAUCCAUACCAGGUGAAAACAUAAAAAAAAACCCAAGAUGAUGAAAUUGUUAGUGAUUCUACAAGCCAUUCUUGUUGGUAGUUCUAGCGGUUUUAUUUACAAAGAUAGUAUUGAUUUCGACGAGUUAACAGAUAUUUUUGGUUUAUCAAACUGCAUUGAAGGUAAUUUGCUGUGACCGUUCACUAUGCUAAGCUAAACAUAAUUGAAAAUUGUAUGUGCUCGGUUUUUUUUUAUAUAAAUCAUGGUGCUCAUUAUCGCAUAAAACAGGGUGGCUAUUAUUUGUUUUAUAUAAACCUAAUUAUUUCAGAAUAUUUGUUAAUUUAGUAACAAUUUCUUUCUAUUAAAGUUGUAAUUUAACCUACUUCAAAAUAAAUCAUUUUUAUGAUUAUUAUUCCUUCUUUAUAGAUUCUUUAAUGAAAACCUAAAUAUACUUCUGACCUUAUAACUGUUAACAUCAAUACGUUUUAUUGAUGAUUAUCUGUUGUUUUGGUAUAUCAAUAUCCAGUAUCUAGUAAAUAAAUAACUUAACAACUUAAUUGAUUAAAAUUAGGAGCAGUGAAUACAAGUGGUAUGGUAAAAUAUUUUGUAAUUAACCUUAAAUUACUUUAAUUCUUAUUAUAAUAUAUUAUAGAUUUUUUUUUUAUGGUUAGUUUACAAUUUAUAAUUUUCUUUUAUAUUCAUCUUGAUCCUUAGUCAACCUUUUUAUUGUUCAUGUCUUCUUUGUUGUAAUGAUAUAUGUGGAUUUCUUGGUCUUCCAGCAAAUUUUUAACCUUGUAUUGUUUCUUCAAUUAUUAUGUAAUGCAAUUUUUCUCCACUAUACAAAUUUUCUAUAGGCAUUUCUAUAUUGAAUCUAUUAUAGAUAAUUCUUACUUUCCCAACCUGAGUUAGACUAUCUUUAUUAGUUUUUCUUUAGUUAAUAUUUCAAAAACUAAAGUUCACAUUAAACCCUAUUAAAUUGUAAUUUUAAUACCUAUUCAAAUUUACUUUAGGUUUUAAUAUGAAAGUAAAAUAUGAGAAAAUAAUAAUUUGUAAAAUUUGAACUAAUGUAAGAUUAUAAGAAUUGUGAAGGGUUAGGUUUAUUAAUACUCUACAUUUAAAAUUUUACUAAUCUUUCAAGAGUAAUAUAUACCUACCAGCAAUCUUCAUUACUAAUUUUUUGUUUUUAUAUUAAUAUUAUACUUGUUUAAAACAAUUUAAGUAUUUAAUUUUAAAUUUGAAUGAUCUCUGUUUAUACUAUUAAAACAAUACUUGAUUUUCAUAAUAUAGGCAUGCACUAAAUGGGAUGUGGCAGUAUGCAAUAUUCCAAAAUUUAUUUGCUCCAAUUGGUGUGAAUAAAUUAUCAAAAUUAAUAUACAUUUUUGGUAAUAGUUAUAUUUCUGUGAUUAUAUUAUCAGAUAUAAUAUAAUAGAAGGCAUAUUUAAGGUUUAUCUAUGAUUAUUUACUUAUAUUAGUACUUUCUAAAUGUGGUGUAAUUUUCAAAAUAUUCCAGUACUAGGUAUUUGAAAAGUUUUUCUUUUAUGUGAAUAGACAUUUUUACAAUUUAGUUUUAUCAAGUUUUAAUCAACGCUUAAAGUUUCAAAGUUCAAAUGUAUGUAUAAAUUAGUUAAAAAUAUAAAAAAACUGUAGUUUAUUUUACUUUUAAAUACAAUUUUCAAUUAAAAUUUAUCAAAACGUGAUCAAACCAAACUUGUUUCUGAGUCGUUUUUUUGUUUAUAAUAGUUUAUCAUUUUGUAUAGAUACAAUGGCCCAACUAUAGUAAGAAGUACAUUGACUUUUAAAAAAAAAAUGUUUAAAUUUGUAGCAUCACAUGUAAUUUGUUUAAUCCCUGCCUAGUUAUUGAUUAAUUCAUAUUAUGCCAAAUUCUGUUAUCUUUGGGUACUAAUUUAUUAAGUUAAAAUCUAAAUUUAAAAAGUAAUUGGUAAUAAUUAAGUAUUUGGACAUUUUGCACAUUUAACUUGUAUAUUUUUAUUAUUAUAUAUAAACACGUAUUAUUAGGCGCUUUGCCUUUACAGCCAAGUAUUUACUGUACAAACUAGACAUUGAUAACGUGUAUGGCCACCAAUGAUCCUACUUUUUUAUCUGUUUUGGCAACGUUUUGUUUAUUUUGUUUUGAGUAUCCCAUUGUAUUUGACUAAUUUUUCCAGAAUAUAUAGAAAAAAAAUUGAAUAUUAACAGCUCUACAAAAAUUUAAUGUGUUCAUUAAAUUGGGUGGGACACUAUAUAUAUUACUUCUUGAUUCAAUUUAAGAUAGUUUUUUUUAUAUAUUGAUAUGGAGAAAAGAUAUAUUGGAAUAGUAGUACUUUUAUUAAGUUGUAUGUAUAUAUGUUUCAAUUUAAAAAAAAUAUAUAUUUUUGACACCUUAUUUUUACAAGUUACAUUUCUACUGUAUUCUUCUGAAACAAAGGAAAUUUUACAAUUUACAUAUAAAAUAAAUCAUUUAAGUAUUUAAUACUCCAGUAUAAUUUUGAGUUCAUCUUAAUCACCUAAAAACUAAAAUGCAUUUAAUUAAAAAUUGAAAAUAUUUUAAAAAUAAAAAAGUAUUUCAAAAUGUUUAAUCUGUGACCUAAUAUUAUUAACAUAUUUAAAUUUAAUCAAAUAAAUUAAAUAUGAAAAAACUAUUUUGCUUGGUGUAUUAUUGGUUUCAUUUUGUUAACAAUUUGUUUUAAAUUGUGAAUUUCUAUGUUUGCUUAAUUUUUUUCUUGUUGUGUUAAAAUAAUUGCACUAUGACUAUCAGUUUUUUUUUUUGAAAUGCCUAUUGUAUUUAAUUUAUAAAUGCUAUUUGGUUAUUUUUGCUUUUCUGCUUGUAUUUUUAACUUAUAGUUGGUUUGUUAACAUGUAUAAUUCUAACAAUUAAUGGUUUGUUUUGUAUUAUUACGUUUUUUAAAUUAAACAAUUAUGAUUAAUUAAAUUUUAAUUUAGCAAUGGUUUUAUAAUUAUUAGACAAACUCUAAUAUUCUCUAAACAUCUAGCUAAAGAAUUGAUGUAUAUUAUAACCAUUAUGUUUAAAUAUUUGACUUUAGUGUCAGUUAUAAUGAGUGGAAUUGCUAUUGUUUCAUAUCUUUAUUAAAUAAAGUUUUAGGUCUUGUAUAUAUUUAUACUAUACAAUUUAGGUAUAAUAUAUAUAAUAUAUAUUAUUUAAAUAAGUUUUAGUUUUUACAUAAAAAAAAAUAUAUAAAUCUAUGUUUUAAUAAUUAUAUAGUUUGUAUAUGAAUACUAUAGAUUGAGGUCAUUCAGAUUUACUAUGAUUAUAAUUAUGUGUAAAUGGAAUUGAAAAUGUUGAAAUUUUACAUAUUUUUUACAAUCUGUUAUUUAUGUAGUUAAACAAUGAAAUAUAUUUUUAUGACCUUAUAUUAAAUAUAAUAUUAAAAUAAAUUAUGUAUUUAUACAAAAAUAAACAUACUUUUAUGAUAAAAAAUUACUUUUUGAGUAUGUUAUUUUUUUUUCGUUAAUAAACUAUUAAUAAGCUGUAAUAAACAAAAAUUAUAAACAUAAAGGGAAGGGUAGACUUUUAGGUUGAUGUAUCUCCUCGUAAUGUCUCAUGAUUAAAGGUACAUAAACAAAGACUAAAAAAGAAAUGAAAAUCAAAUAUAUUAUGGGUGUUUUCUACACUGUUGAUACACUUCAUACAGUACUCGUAUACAGCUUAUGGGUAGGUCACUGUUACAGAUGGGAAAGUAGUAUAAAUAUUAAAUGGGGUUAAUUUAAUUUAUAUUAUUUUAUUAAAACAAUUCAAAAUUCAGCUAAUCAAGUAUUAAUAAUCUUAAAUUGAAAAUUCUAACUAAUUUUUAACUUAAAAAUAAAUAACAAUUGUUUUUGGAUCUCUAAAUAUUGAGCAUUUUAAUAAUUUGUAUAGUUUGUCUAUUCUAUAUGGAAAAUAUUUUUAAAAAUGUCAAGAUUUAGAAAAUUUUCAUUAAAAUUAAAACCUAACCUAACUUAACAUAAUGCUUGUAAUAAAAAAAAAAAAAAAAAGUUAACAUUUUAGAAUUAUAAUAUUUUAAUAGUGUCAUAAGAACAAAUUAUGAUAAAUCUUCUACCUAAUUUUUCAUUAUUUUGAGCAGUUAAUAAAAUGUAUUCUCAUAAAAAAUUUUAAAAAAACCAUAACAAUUUUAAAUUUUAUUAUAAGCUCUAAAAUCGGCAGAAUAUUUUGAAAAUUUUACCACAUCUAAGAAGUUAAUAUAAGUGUUCUGUAAAAAUGUCAGGUUUUUACAAUUUACAUAAUCUUUAACUGAAUUAUAAUGAAAUCAAAAACCGAUCUCCGCUAACUAUGUAAAAAUUGCAACCAAAACCACCUCUGAAGUUGAUCAUCAGAAAAAAGUUCCUGGUAGAAAAGUUAUUAAUAGACAUAUCAGAGGAAAACUAAUACAUUUCUUUCUGUGUCUAGAAUUGAAUAUAUUUUAGUUUAUCUAGUUACUUUACUUGAUUUUGUUGUAUGUGAAAAUAUGUACCUUUUGAUGGUCAGUAUUAUUUGAGGUCUGAAAUUGUAAACUCUUGAUAGAGCAACUGCCUAAAUAUGGAUAUCCAAUUACUAGAAUAGUAGGUGUAUUGUACAUAUACUCAAUCUCCGAGAUUUUAUGAAGAUUUUUAAAACUUAAUUUUUUUUAAAUUUUAUUAUUCUUAAAUUGUUUCAUCUUAAAAAUUGAAUACAAUUUAUAUUCACCAUUUUUCAAAAUUUCGAAUUUAAUUAUAAAUAUAAGAUAAAUAUACUCUCAAAUAGUAAGUACAUAACACUAAUAACAUUUUCUACGAUAUUACUAUAAUAUUAUAUAAAUAUUUAAAUUUUAAAUAUAUAUAUAUAUAUAUAUACAUACAUUUAAAAAAACAUUGAUACUACUACAAUCUGAAUGUUCAUAAAUAAUAAACUGUUUGUUGAUAUUAAAAUACUACUAAAAAGACUUAAAACUGCAUAUAAGUAUUAAUUUAUUAUUAUUUACAAAACAAAUUUAUAAUUACUCUUAUAGUUCUAUAGGUAUACAUUCAAUGUGUAUUUUUUUUAUUGUUAAUACAAAUUGCAAUAUAUACAAUAAAUUGUAUUAUUAUUAACUGUUCAUAUUCAUUUUUGUGUUUGUUUUUCAUUAUUCAUUAAUCUUACUUGUAAUAAAAUAUAUAGGUUUUAUUUUAAACCAGUAUUUUUAUUGCAUUAAACUGUUAAUAAAUGUUAUAUAUGUAAUUCAUAAAUUAUGAAUUGUGAUUUAUGUUCUGUGAAUCUGCUUAGGAAAUUUUAAGGAAGAUCUAAUAAUUUUAUAUAUAUAUAUGUAUAUAAUUAUUGAUUCUCAGCAUAAGUUAAAUAAAUUGAACAUCAUUUUUUUUUCAGUUUGUCUAUCAAUUUAAAAAUUGUUACAAUGUUGCAGGCUAUAUUCUGAUGGCUGGUGCAGUAGUUCCAAAUUCUGAUCGAAAUUCAUACUCACAGUCAAAUACACAAUUACAGAAUGAUAUAUCAGCAAACAACAGUGCAUCUAUUGAUAAAGACAAAACACCUAUGUGUUUAGUAAAUGAGUUAGCAAGAUUUAAUAAGGUAUCAAUUGUUUAUGCUAAACACAUACAAAUUUACUAAAUAAUAGUGUAAACCAUAUUGAUGUAUUCUAAACAGAUAAAACAUCAAUACAAAUUAACUAAUGAACAAGGACCACCCCACCAAAAGAAAUUUACUGUUACUUUACAACUAGGAAAUGAAGAAUAUAAUGCAGAUGCAAUGAGUAUUAAAAAAGCACAACAUGCUGCAGCUGCACUUGCCUUAUCAAAAACAAAUUAUAAACAACCACAAACUAAAAUUAAAUUAAAAGCUUCUGGUCAUUAUAGUAAUAUCAAUUAGAAUUUCUUUGAAGAUGUAGAUUAAAAUACUAAGUUUACUUUUAAAUUUUUAUUUUUAGAUAAUAUUACUCCAACAGUAGAAUUAAAUGCUUUAGCUAUGAAACGGGGUGAACAAACUGUUUACACAGUCAUUGAAACGCCACAAUACUUGACACCACCGCCACAACCAAACCCGUUAUAUAAUGGAUUUAGGCCAGAUAUUUAUCCUCACUCGAGAACUUCUACGUAUAAUAAUUUCAAUAAUUUAAUGUAAAGAAAUAUCAUAUUUAAUAGAUUUUUGUAAAUAUAAUUUUAAUAAAAUACUUUUUGUAACAGUAAUAGAAACGGCCAACGAUGUAUGCCAUAUGUACCAAAUUUUUAUAGCCCGCGAUUCUCUGUCCCUCAGGUAUGGAAAGUGAUACUAUGCUUAUAUAUUAUGAACUUAUUUAUUAUUCUUAUUACAUUGUUAUUUUAGAUUCCUCCAAACGGCUAUAUUAAACCUGAAGUAAAAACGGUUGGGUUUUAUAAGGUUAAACUCCAAAUUGGUAAACAUGAAUUUAUGGGAUAUGGGAAUACAAAUCAAGCUGCAAGACAUGAUGCAGCAAUGAAAGCUUUAACUCAGAUAAAAAAUGAAGAAAAAAAUGAAAAUAUUAAAGAAGUUUUAAAAUGUAUGUUUUAAAUUGUAUUGUAUUUAUUUAUCAAAUAUUAUUUCUAAUAAUUCAUUUAUUUUUUGGUGAUAGCGGGUGAUUCAAAAUCAGUAAUUUCACAAGUAUAUGAAGUUGCUCUGAAAAUGAAAUUACCUAUAAAGUUUGAAGUUUUAAAAGAAGAUGGGCUACCUCAUAUGAAAUUGUAUAUUACUAAGUGUACAGUGGGCUCUUAUAAUGUCACUGGCGAAGGAAAUGGGAAAAAAGUAUUCUUUUUUGUGUUCAAUUUAAUUUAAUUUGCAACAGUUAAAAUGUUUGCAUUCAAAUUAUUACUUUAGUAUAAGAUAAAUUGUUAAAAAUAUAUAUAUUAUUAAAUUAAAUACUACUUAAAUAUAUUGUUUUAAUUGUAGCUUUCAAAACGGCGUGCAGCAGAAAAAAUGCUUCAAACUUUAAAAGAAGUUAAUGAAUCUCUUUUAGAAGAAGAGAAUAUCUCUCCAACUUUACCAAUACCACCAAAGAAUCGUUAUAAAAUGCCCAGAAAGAAAAAUAAGAAUCUUAUAAAAGAAACAAAACCAAAUUCUGAGAAUCUUGAACCUAAUGAUGCUACUUACCGAAAGGAAGAUAAUAAUGAUCCAGUUGCAAAACUUUUUAAAAUACAGGCAACAAAAAAAAAAAAGGAGCCCAUAUAUGUUCUUAAAGAAGAUAUUAUACUCUCAAAUCGUAAAAAGGAAUUUACUUUUGAAGUACUAAGAUUCAUAAAAUAAUUUGUGAUUGUAAUUUAUUAUUGAUUGUUUUAAAUUAUCAUGUUAGGUUUCAGUUGGACAGUUUACUGCGUUUGGAAAAGGUCCAAAUAAAAAAGAUGCUAAACGAAAUGCUGCUGAAAAACUCUUAAUAGACAUGGGAUAUGAGAGUGAACUUAAAAGACGUUCCAUUAAAACUAACGAUUUACCUCUGGUAAUUUCUAUUUUAAUUAAUUUUCCGAUUAUUGAAAUAAUCAGAUAACUAGAAUUUGUAUUAUUGGGUAAGUUUAUUUUAUGUAUGUGGAAAGUUAGUUUCAAUGAGAGAUAUUUUUGUUAAUAUGCUUCAAAUUAUCAGUACAUCCAUAGUCUAUUAUAUUCGAAAAAUUAACUAUAAUAAAUAAAUAUAAUAAAAGAGUAGACAACAGAUAUUUAGAAGUCGAAAACGGAAGUUUAGAACAAGGGUGGCUUACCCCAAAUAAUUGGGAUUAAAGCGAAGGGGAAGAUGGUAUAUACUAUAUUAUUAAUUUUUGAUGUAUUAUUUUAAGGUGAGUCAUGAGAAUAAAGCAAAUAUAGAUAGUCCGCGUAAAAAUGGACGACAAAUUGCUCCAGGUGUUUUACUUGUAUCACCUGAAACAUCAACAGCGAAUAAACCUAGUCAAGGAAAUGGUGGUGUUCCUUUGGUGUCUGUUGCAAGUAAUGUGGCAAAUGAUUUCUCUGUCAUCGAUUUUCAGCCUACUAAACAGUUGGACUAUUUUUCACAAAUGUUAGGAUUUAAAAUACAAUAUUCUGAAUUUCCUAAGGUUAGUAUUAAUUAUAAAUGUUCAUGUAAUUGUAUGUAAAUAAUAAUAUAUUACAUCCAUUCUAUAAAAUACAAUCUUUCACGAAAUUGAUUGUGUAAUUGCAAACUUUAUUCUCAUACUGAAAUUGUUGAGGUUCAAUAUAGGAAAUUUACAAAUGUCUUGAGAUUGACACUUUGAAAUAUAUAUUUUGUAAUACUUAUCACAUUAAAUAUUUUGGACACCCAUUGAACUAAUAAUGAAAAAAAUGAAUUAGAUAAUUAUGUUUAUAAUUCAUACUAUUUUGUUCCAUAUUUUAUCAUUGAAAAAUUUAAUAUUAAAUUACUCUAACUAAAAAAUAAAUCAUAAGGUUUAAUAGUUGGCAUUUGUGUCAAUAAUUAUUUUCAUGAAACGUUUUGUAAUCUAUUUGUAGUUUAUUCAUGGUAUUUCCAAAGUUGUGAUUAUCAUCUUAUUGGUACUGUUACUGUAUACCAUAUCUAAAUAUGAUAAUAUUAAUUGUAUAGUUUUAAUAUAAAAUCUACGAAUUUUAGCGCAGAAUUCCAGUAAUUAUGAUAAAAAAAUAACCUUAUAAGUUAUUACUUAUAAGGUAAUAUAAGGUUAUAGUCCUGUUAUACUCUGUAUAUCAGUAUAAUAAUAUCUACUUUUAUUAUGUAUAUUAUGCGAAAUUUAAAAAAAUUGUACAAUUCUUUUGUUAUAAUAGGGGAAUCAUAAUGACUACUUGACGCUUGUUUCAAUAUCAACAACUCCUCCACAAAUUUGUCACGGAUCUGGUUCUACUAGCGAAAUAUCGCGUAAUAAUGUAAAUAUUUAUAAAUAUAAUAUUAUGGAAAAUAAUGUUACUAAAAUGAUUAAGAUGGAUCUGUACUGGUGUACAAAAUAAUAACAAACCUGAUUACAUAAUAAUGUAGAUGUGUUUUCAGGCAUCAAACAUGUUUCCCCAUCUGACAGUACAUAAACGUAUAGUUUUGCGCUCAUGUUUAGAUGUAUUUGUUCAAAAAUAAUCUAUUAUUACACCAUAUUAGACACGGUUUGAAUCAUUUUUAAUUUCUAUGAAUAUAUUGGAAAACUACAGAGAUUAUUACAUUGACAUGGACACAAAAGAGAAAUUUUGUGCGCAAAACUAUAUGAACAAAUAUACUGCAGGGUGGACAAACACAAAAUAUUAACUUAUUUUUUAUUUUAGGCUGCACUUAAUGCAAUCACCUCUUUGAUUAAUAUGAAUAUGCAGAUAAAUCAACAAACUGAACCAACACCUCAAGGACCAGUAAAUGGAUUUUCUAUGCCGCAGAACCAUUACAAUAGUAAUCCUUUAACUAGACUUAGUUAAUAAUUGUCUUCUCAAAUAAAUUAGUUAAGUUUAUUUGUUUAGUUAACUGGUAAAAACGUAGUUUUCUCAAAAAAAAAUUAUUAAAUUUAUUUAUUUAAUAAAAUAUUGAUUUUAGUGAAUUUGUUUGAUGUGAUACAAUGUUGAUAAUGUUGAAAACUUAAACAAUAAUUAUUAUAUAUAACAUGAUAUUUAAAAGUAUUUUUAAAACUACGUUUUGGCCACUUAAGUAAAGAAAAUAAUUAUCACUAUAAGCUUCUUUUUUACAUGUUUAUACAUAAAAUAUAAUUAAUUAUUUAUCACUACCUACUCAACUAAUGUGUAAAAAUGGUUUUUCUUUUUUAUUAUUUGAUCUUUUAUUUUGUUUAGAUUUAUUAAUUCUUUUAUAUUAUUAUUUGUGCUAUUAACUUGAAUCAUACUGAUUCUCGUAUUAGUAUUUUCAUUUGACUUUUAUAACUUUCUAGUAGGUGUAAUGUUCCAAAUACAUAUUAAAAGAAUUUACAUUGUUAUCUUUAUGGUUAUUAAACAUUUUGUCUUAUAUUAGUUGUACUAUUAAUUUCAAAUUACACAAUAUGACAAUAUAGAAUUAAAUUAUUAUUUAUUGUGAUUAUUGUAACUUAUAUUAUAACAAUUGUAAUAGAGACAGUACUGAAACUAGAAACAAAUUUUAUGGAAGAGCAAUAAUAAUUUGUAUUGAUAAUUACAAUCUAUUAUUCUUCAGAAUGACCAAAAAAAGCCAAAAACUUCAAUAACGAAUAAAAAAAAAAUUUUGAAUGGGGGAGAUCUUCUGCACGUACAGCAUCCCUUCCUUCACUUAUGGAACAUUAUGUAGCGGGGUGUCAAGAAACAUGAUAGUGUCUUGCCUAAGUUUCAAGGGGAACUACUGUGACUCUAUAUUAUAUACAACAGAAAUUGGAUUUUUAAAGUACACAAAUAUUAAUAUUUAAAAUCAAAAUUAACCAGAGUUUGAUAAAACUAUCAACAAUGGACUAAACAAUAAAAUAAAAAUUUGGUUGACAAGUUUUAAAUUAUUAUAAUUGAAAUUGUAUGAUUUUUGUAAAUUUUGAUUUUUCAUUAAAAAUAUCCUACUUGGGUGGAAUGCAUAUUUACAUCAGAUAUAAUAAAAAAUAAAUUUAUCUGAAGAGCAUUCUAUAGAUUAGCCCUCUAUAUUAUUAGUGACUUCAGCAACCUUCACUUCCAAG
Molecule: messenger RNA, 11800 nt
Organism: Cinara cedri
Lineage: Eukaryota; Metazoa; Arthropoda; Insecta; Hemiptera; Aphididae
Source: the annotation of a GenBank genome assembly